Messenger RNA from Vollenhovia emeryi, 2814 nucleotides. RefSeq lists its product as uncharacterized. NCBI's taxonomy places the organism in Eukaryota, Metazoa, Arthropoda, Insecta, Hymenoptera, Formicidae. The record is from RefSeq and is a predicted model, not a curated record. The coding region runs from base 1 to 2814 and encodes 937 amino acids. The transcript has a single exon.
AUGAGCCUCGCGACGGUAACGCCUGUCGCCACGCCGCAACUAUUAACGAGCGCAUUGAUAUACAUACACGAUCGCGAGCAUAAGCGUAUUAAAUGCCGCGCGUUAUUAGAUACGUGCGCGACGGCGAAUUUCAUCUCAGAGUCCAUUGUAAAACGAUUGAAGCUGUCGGUGAUCAAACAUUCAUUGCCCAUUGGCGCGAUUGGUACCUUGAAAACGGAAUCGAGAGGCGUAAUACAAAUAACCAUACAAUCAAUGCGCGAUGAAUUUCGUAAAAACUUGAUAUGUUUGACGAUACCGACUAUCGCCGAUUCAAUCCCGGCUGAAGUAUUUCCGCGCGGAUCAGUCAAAAUACCGGCAAACAUUAAGUUAGCAGACCCGGAAUUUCAUCUACCGCGUGCCGUCGAUUUAUUAAUCGGUUCAGGGGCAACGUUGUCGUUGUUUUCCGUCGGACAAAUCAAUCUGACACGCGAAGGAUGCGAUUUAUAUUUGCAAAAAACGCGAUUAGGUUGGAUCGUAGCCGGCGGCGUACCAUUACAAGAUUCGUCAAAAAACGCGUGCCAUCUAUCGAAUCUUGAAUCACAAAUAGCCAAAUUUUGGGAGAUUGAAGAAAUCCCCAUGGAUAAACCCAAGGCGAGAGAGGAUGUCGAAUGCGAAUCGCAUUUUGUAAGAACCACGACGCGCGACGAGGACGGGCGGUAUACGGUUCGUUUACUGUUUCGCGACACAGACAAACGCCUUGGCGAAUCGCGGACAGGCGCGCUCAGACGUUUACUAGCAUUAGAACGCAAAUUCGACAUGAACGCAGUAUUAAAACGCGAAUAUUCUAAGGUAAUAGAUGAAUAUUUAAACUUAGGGCACAUGUCGUUGAUAGAGAAUCCCGACGAUGACGGAUAUUACAUGCCGCAUCACGCGGUGAUUAAAGAAUCAAGCAAUACCACUAAGGUUCGAGUGGUAUUCGACGCAUCAGCCGAAUCAAGUAAUGGCGUAUCCUUAAAUGACAUGUUAAUGAUAGGGCCCACCGUUCAAGAUAAAUUAUUUUCCCACGUAAUCCGAUUUCGCACAUACAAAUACGUCAUUACCGCGGACAUCGAAAAAAUGUAUCGGCAGGUACGAUUGCACGCGGAUGAUCAACGGUAUCAGCGAAUUCUUUGGCGCAGAGCCGGGAAAAUCGAAACUUAUCAGCUCAACACUUUAACAUUCGGUGUUUCUUCCUCAUCCUUUCUGGCGAUCCGUGUAAUGCAACAGCUCGCGGACGACGAACGCCAAAAUUGUCCAAAGGCCGCCGAGAUUCUUGCUAAUGAUUUGUACGUGGACGAUUUAUUAACCGGCGCCGAUACAAUCGACGAAACUCGCGCGAUUAGAGACGAAUUGAUCGCAUUACUAGUUCGUGGCGGUUUUACCAUCCGGCAAUGGGCAUCCAAUGACGAACGCGUUGUUAAGGAUUUGAAACUCGACGAACUGCACGCGAGCUUCGCGUUGAAUACGGAUCGAUCUCUGAAAACGUUAGGAAUAGCAUGGGACGCUCACGACGACAAAAUAUAUUAUUCGGCGCGUCCGAUCAAAACCACGGAAAGAUGGACGAAGCGAAGCAUUUUGUCGGAAAUCGCCAAAAUUUUCGAUCCGAUAGGAUUGUUAGGACCGAUCAUCCUAUAUGCUAAGAAAUUGAUGCAAGAUAUAUGGCGAUGCGAUUUACAAUGGGACGAAUCCGUGCCUCAAGAUAUAUAUACCGAAUGGACAACGUUUACUCGACAGCUCGGAUCGAUGGAUCGAGUGUCAUUUGACCGUAGACUAUUAAUAGAUGACCAUUGUGACGUACAAAUUCACGGGUUCUGCGAUGCAAGUAACGUCGGCUACGGCGCGUGUUUAUACGUACGUUCCCGCGGAAGAAACGAAGACACGCUCGUUAGAUUAUUAUGCGCGAAAUCUCGAGUCGCUCCCUUAAAAACCAUCACCAUUCCCCGGCUCGAACUCGGCGGUGCUCUGUUACUAGCGCGCUUGUAUCACGAGACACGUAGCGCUUUGAAGAUAAUUCCCAAUAAAACGACCUUUUGGUGCGAUUCAACCAUCGUACUGCAUUGGUUAAAAACGUCACCACAUCUCCUUAAAACAUUCAUCGCGAAUCGAGUCACGGAAAUACGGGAAAUUACCAAUGCACAGGUUUGGCGACAUGUCGGAUCAGAUGACAAUCCGGCGGACGCACUAUCCAGGGGUCAAUUACCCCAUGCAUUUUUGCGAAAUUCUACGUGGGCCGUGGGCCCUUCGUGGUUGAGCAAGAAUGAGGAUGAGUGGCCGAACGAAGUCAUAACGAGAAUUGACAUACCGGAAUUAAAGCAAAACGCGUGCUUAAUGUCGAUGAGCAACGAUUUUAAUAUUUGGGAAAGGUAUUCGUCACACUCCAAAUUAAUUAGAGUCAUCGCAUAUUGCCUCCGUUUUCGACCUUGCAACAAACAAACCGGACCACUAGACGCCAACGAAAUUAAAAACGCGGAAACGCGAAUCUUAAAAAUAGUUCAGGCCAAUCAGUUUCACGACGUAAUUAAAAUUCUACAAACUAAGGGCUCCGCGAAUCAAAGUAAGAUCGCCAAUCUAAAUCCAUUCCUGGAUGACGAUGGAUUGCUUCGAGUAGGGGGACGGUUACAAAGGGCAAAUCUAACAUUCUCUCAAAAACAUCCGAUCUUACUCCCAAGCCGACACCAAUUAACCGAUAACAUCAUUCGCGAAACUCACCAGAAAUACCAUCAUACGGGUAUUCAAACCACCCUGUAUCUUAUGCGACAAAGAUUCUGGUUGAUCGACGGUCGUAAUCAAGUUUGA